GAUUACACACACACAAUCGUCGUCGCACUCUCCUCCCAGAUUCUUCUCCGGAGCGAUCAGAUUCACCGACGAGAUCUUUCAAUCGGAGGAACCAUAAGCUUAUAGCUACAGUAUAUAUAUAGAUAGAGAUAUAGAUAGAGAGAGAGAGUGCUCCCCUCUCGUCCAGUAUUAGGGUUUUAAUAGAAGCAAGAAGAAUUCACUACUAGAACAAGAACAAAGGAAACAAUUAAAAAUGUCGGGUCUCCGUCGAUCGUCGAGUUCAUCGAAGAACAUCGGUAAUUGCCUCCCUUCCAAGGAACUUCUUGAUGAUCUCUGCAGUCGAUUUGUUUUGAAUGUUCCUGAAGAAGAUCAACAGUCAUUCGAGAGAAUUUUGUUUCUGGUGGAGUAUGCUUAUUGGUACUAUGAAGAUAAUGCUGUUGAGAAUGAUCCAAAGCUUAAGUCCUUGUCUUUGAAAGAGUUUACUUCGCUCUUAUUCAACAGCUGUGAUGUGUUGAGACCUUAUGUUACUCACAUCGAUGACAUAUUUAAAGACUUCACUUCUUACAAGUGUCGAGUUCCCGUCACUGGGGCUAUUAUCCUGGAUGAGACAUAUGAACGGUGCUUGUUGGUGAAGGGAUGGAAAGGAUCGAGCUGGAGCUUUCCCCGCGGGAAGAAGAGCAAGGAUGAAGAAGACCAUGCUUGUGCCAUCCGUGAGGUCUUAGAAGAAACUGGAUUUGAUGUCUCAAAACUCCUCAAGAAAGAAGAAUAUAUAGAGUUUGUAUUCAGACAGCAAAGAGUACGACUAUACAUAGUUGCUGGGGUGACAGAGGAUACAGUUUUUGCACCACAGACAAAGAAGGAAAUCAGUGAAAUCGCAUGGCAUCGGCUUGAUCAUCUUCAGCCAGCAAAUAAUGAGGUGAUAUCUCAUGGAGUUUCUGGCCUCAAAUUGUACAUGGUGGCACCUUUUCUUUCGUCAUUGAAGUCGUGGAUAUUAAAACAUCCAUCACCUGUAGCACGGAGACCUAACAAGCCCCUAAAAGCACUCUGCGUGUGGAAUGCAAAGACUAGUGUUGGAGGGAACGGGACAGCAAUAGUGGAAAGCCACAAUAGAAAACCUGAACUCAAGACAACAACAGUGGAAAGCCACAAUAGAAAACCUGAACUCAAGACAACAACAAUUGAAAGCCACAAUGCAAAGCCUGAACUCAGGACAGCAACAACGGAAAGCCACAAUGCAAUGCCUGAAGUCGACCAUUCUCAAGAUGUAGUCGCUCAAAGCAGUUUCACGAGCUUCAAGUUUGACAUGUCAGCUAUCAGACAGGCGAUAGAAUCUGGUUUUUCAGCUUGACUGGUCGGUCGGUCAGUCAGUCAGUCAUAUAUGGGUUGGAUUGGUAUUGGGAGUUAUGAUGCGGUUGGGAUGGUGGGUUUGUCUAUAGCAAAACCGUUGGAUAUGUUAAUACGCUUGUACCUUUUCUUUAUUUCUUCAGUAUUUGGUUUAUGUCUCUUGUUUCUUCUUCUAGAAUGAAAGGGUUGUUGUAAAUGAUGGAUAGUUGGAGACUGGUAAAUCCUUUGGAUCAUGGCUUUAAAUGACAAUGGUUACGACCAGCUAUAAAGGUUAAAGGAGCUUCUAACCC
Molecule: messenger RNA, 1613 nt
Organism: Capsella rubella
Lineage: Eukaryota; Viridiplantae; Streptophyta; Magnoliopsida; Brassicales; Brassicaceae
Product: mRNA-decapping enzyme subunit 2
Exons: 8
Coding region: 233-1327 (364 amino acids)
Biological process (GO): deadenylation-dependent decapping of nuclear-transcribed mRNA; nuclear-transcribed mRNA catabolic process, nonsense-mediated decay
Cellular component (GO): cytoplasm
Molecular function (GO): RNA binding; manganese ion binding; 5'-(N(7)-methylguanosine 5'-triphospho)-[mRNA] hydrolase activity
Source: RefSeq, a predicted model, not a curated record